Sinocyclocheilus grahami is the source of this 621-nucleotide messenger RNA. RefSeq names its product cytochrome c oxidase copper chaperone-like. The transcript has 4 exons. Lineage: Eukaryota; Metazoa; Chordata; Actinopteri; Cypriniformes; Cyprinidae. The record is from RefSeq and is a predicted model, not a curated record. Bases 209 to 412 code for a protein of 67 amino acids. Gene Ontology annotation, cellular component: mitochondrial intermembrane space. Gene Ontology annotation, molecular function: copper chaperone activity; copper ion binding. Gene Ontology annotation, biological process: mitochondrial respiratory chain complex IV assembly.
AUGUAAAUCAUAUUUGUAAUAAAUGGCUGUAGCUUAGUUGUUAAUUUUGUUGUUUUUGUUUAAAGGCAAGGCAUUGACCCGGAAGCUACGCGACACUUCCGCGGGGUUGUGCUGGUUUUUGACAGCUGCAGGUUCAAGGUUGUGGAAUGAAGGACGCACGUGAGCACAUCAGUCUCUACAUCAUAUAGAACAGCGUUUGUAAGUGGAAAUGUCGAGCCUGUCAGCAGCCAGUGUGGAUACUUCACCAGCAAUAGAGGGGGCAGAGCAGAAGAAACCUCUCAAACCAUGCUGUGCGUGUCCUGAGACCAAAAAAGCACGAGAUGCAUGCAUAAUUGAAAAGGGAGAAGAAAGCUGCACAGACCUCAUCGAAGCGCACAAGGAGUGCAUGAGGGCACUUGGUUUUAGGAUAUAAUACUACCAUCAUUAUCAGAUUGAGUGAAUGUUAAUGACAACCUGUGUGAAAUGGGACCCCGGUGUGCUCGUUUAUUUAUAUUUUUUACACUGCAGGGAAGAUUAUACAGGGCUGAAUUUAUUCCUCUAAGGGAAAUGUCUGUCUUUUCUUUCUCUUUCUUUCAUAUGUGAUACAUUUAUGGUCAAUAAAGAUCCUAUGCAAGAUGCUAA